AUGUCAGACGACCUGUUCUUAUCGCUUGACUUCGGUUUGAUUUACGAAGAGUUAAACUUCACAUAUAACAUGUCAGGCUUCGUCCCGGACCCCGCCACGCUGCAGUGUGCGCACCUCACCGUGUCAGACGCCGCCACAGUCGUCCUCACCGUCUUCUACGCGCUGGUGUUCGCUGUGGCGCUGCCCGGGAACCUGUGUGUGUGCGCAGUGCUGGUGCGCGGUCGUCAGCCCCUCCCCCUUCAGCCCCUCCCCCCUCAUCCCGUCUCCCCUCGGCUCCUCCUCCCUCAGCCCCUCCCUCCCUCAGACCUAUUCCUGUUGCACCUGGCGCUGGCCGACCUGCUGCUUGCCGCCACGCUGCCGUUCUGGGCCGUGUCGCUGUGGCGUGGCUGGGUGUUUGGGGACGUGCUGUGUAAGACGGUGAGCACGCUGCAGGAGCUGAGCUUCUACAGCAGCGUCCUGUUCCUGAGCGUCAUCAGCGUCGACCGUUACCUGGUGAUUGUGCGCAGCGUGCAGACGCGGCGCGGCCGCAGAGCGCUGAGCCGUAUGGCGUGCGCGGCGGUGUGGGCGCUGGGCGCGCUGCUGUCGCUGCCCGCGCUCCUCAGCGCCGCGUCCCAGACUCAGGGCUCUGUCAGCGUGUGCCGCGAGCACUACGACCCCCGCAGCGCCGACAUGUGGCGCCUGGCGACCCGCACGCUGCGCCACGCUCUGGGCUUCCUGCUGCCGUUAGCCAUGAUGCUAACGUGUUACGGCGUGACGGUGCGGCGCCUGUUGCAGAUGCGCCGGGGCUUCCAGAAGCACAGGGCCAUGCGGCUGCUGGUGUGUGUGGUGCUGGGCUUCCUGCUCUGCUGGUCACCGUACCAUGUGGCGCUGAUGGUGGACACACUGCUGCGUGCGCGGCUGCUGCUGCACGACUGCGGCGUGAGGCUGAGCGUGGACCGCGCUGUGUUAGCGACGCACGCCAUGGGGCUGCUGCACAGCGCCAUCAACCCGCUGCUCUACGCCUUCGUGGGACAGAAUUUCAGAAGCCGCUGUGCACAGCUGAUGCGUCACUGCGGCGCGAGGACUGUAACCUCACGCUCGAGUCGCAGCUCUGUGUCCGAGGUCACCGCCAACUGA
Molecule: messenger RNA, 1116 nt
Organism: Knipowitschia caucasica
Lineage: Eukaryota; Metazoa; Chordata; Actinopteri; Gobiiformes; Gobiidae
Source: the annotation of a GenBank genome assembly